UUUUUUUCUGAAAUUUUCGUUGGUGCGUUUUAUACACCGGUCCAACUUAUGUACAGCUUCUUCCUGUUCUUGUUUUUUUAAAAGAAAACAGCUGUCAAAAUCAGAUUGGAUACAUGGCCUCCCGAAAUGCACUGAGUUGACCUCUUCAUCCAGCUGCUACAGGUUGUGUGCGUGCUAUGGCGGUACUGGGUUUUUCCCAUAAUCGAGUAGUUGCGGAGCACAGUGCGAGGAGGACUGAGCAGCAAUGCGAGCAGCAGCAGGCCAUGAAUCGACCGACUCUGAUGUCAUCACAUCUGCAGAUCGCUUCCAAGAUACGGUGUGCGUCUUUGCAUAAACUGCGGAGUUGCUACAAGAGUACGAGCCAGCUCCUACGCUGCCGCCUUCCCACUUUCCAUCCUUGUGCGCAAUUUGGCUCACCGAUGCACGCUUUCACUCGCACGUACAGCAUGUACGGCGCACAGGGAUGAUGUUAUCACCCUUCGACAUUAUAUGGUACAUUGGGGCGGCCACGAUGGCAGAAAUAUGCCUGGGGUGUGUAUAACAUUGCUUGUGUGUGACCCGCGUUCGCGAAGGGAAACGUCUAUAUUAUUUCUUUUUUAAAUUGCUUACCGACUGAACAGAUGCAUCUUAUACACCGGUCUGACUUGUGUACUAUUUUGUUCAGAAAAACUGCCGUUUUGAGGGGCCGGGGUGCGACUUAUACAAAGGUGCGACUUGUACACUGGAAAAUUCAUAUUAGGCAAAUCAAAACUAGUUAACCAGCCGUGCUCUGUUUGGUCUGAUCUGAAAUUACCACCAAUACUUCUUCAAUGAAGAAAAAAGCGAUCUUUAAUAUUAGUAUCUAUGUUGUGUUUUUUCGUUGGAAUUUCAUAAUUGCAAUUUUGUUUUCAAAUGAAAAGCAUUACUAUGGUACCCUGUUCUAAUUUCUUUUUAUGCAGCAUCAAGGCCUUCCAGCUGUCAAGCUGCAACUAUGAAAAGUGAGAAGUCACAUCGGGGACGCCGCCACCACUGUAACUUCUGCGACUAUAAGUCUGGUAAAAUUUCUAAUCUGAAAACACACACCAGGGUUCAUACGGGCGAACAGCCGUUUAAAUGCCAUUUGUGCCCUCGGAGCUUCUCACAGAAGAGUACUCUCAAUAUACACCUGCGCGUUCACACAGGUGAGAGGCCAUUUCAGUGCCACUUAUGCCCUAAGACGUUUACAGAUAGAUCCAACCUUAAUAGGCACCUACGCAAUCACAAGGGCAAGGAACCCUUUCAAUUUUAUGCAGCAUCGAGGCCUUCCAGCUGUCAAGCUGCAACAACGAAAAUUGAGAAGUCGCAUCAGGGACGCUGCCACCACUGUAACUUCUGCGACUAUAAGUCUGGUAAAAUUUCUAAUCUGAAAGCACACAUCAGGGUACAUACGGGCGAGCGGCCGUUUAAAUGCCAUUUGUGCCCUCGGAGCUUCUCACUAAAGAAUACUCUCAAUGCACACCAGCGCAUUCACACCGGCGAGACGCCAUUUCAGUGCCACUUAUGCCCCACGACGUUUUCAUAUAGAAGCAGCUUUAAUAGGCACCUGCGCCAUCACAAGCGUAAGGGACCCUUUCAAUGCUAGUUGAGCUUUCGGAGCUUUUUUUGUAAACAGCACACCUUACUUCUCAUUUAAGAGCAUUUUACAAGUGUUGAAGAACCUGUGUAAGACAAAUAUAAAGCUGUGGGUCUAAUAUCAAAGAUAUGCCUUCAUCAUUACUACUAGUGUAUUCUCAUGCAUAUAGUCAACUGCUGCAAAGUAGACUGCUGUCAGUGCGCGCGUGCAUAGCUUCCUGCUAUGUUUUGUGCACUUGUUUACGCUUCCAUUGAGCUUUACUUGAUUGUAUUUGUUUGUCUCAUUUUGACUGUUGGCUCUUAAAAGACAGUGGCCAUAAAAUAAAUUAUUCUUGUUCUGUCAA
Molecule: messenger RNA, 1934 nt
Organism: Dermacentor andersoni
Lineage: Eukaryota; Metazoa; Arthropoda; Arachnida; Ixodida; Ixodidae
Source: RefSeq, a predicted model, not a curated record